AUGAAUCCUGGCAGCCCAUUCGGGGAGUUAGUUGGCUCCCUCUUUGAGAGCUGGUUAAAGGCAAGAAAAGAAGGUAAUGAGGCCAUGGCCUAUGUGUACAAGAUCCUUAUGAAUUCAUUAUACGGUAGAUUUGGUAUUAACCCUGAAUCCAUACAGACAGAGGUCUGCAAUUAUGAUAAAUAUAAUCAAUUAAUUAUAACAACAGGGUUCCAGUAUGCGGAGAAGCUUAGCGAUAAAUACUACAUUAUUGCCUAUAAGACUAAUACAGAACGGGUUCCAGACGCGGAGUGGAGGCCGCCAAGGAUAGCAGCAGUUCAGAUAUCAGCGGCUAUCACAACAUGCGCUCGUAUCCAUAUGCAUCCUUACAAUUCAAGAGAAGAUUGUUACUACACGGAUACAGACUCAGUUAUCCUUGGGAGUCCUCUUCCUGAUGAUGAUGUCUCACCCACUGAAUUGGGGAAGUUUAAGCUGGAGCACAAAUUAAGUAAAGGUAUCUUUUUAUCACCAAAGGGUUAUUGUCUUUGGACUGAUAAAAAUCAGAUCAUAAUUAAACAUAAGGGGUUAGCUAAACCAUUGGUCAGUGAUAAGUGGUAUGAAACACAAUACGCUGAUUUAAAACGGAGAAUAGUGGCCCUUGUUGAUUCUAACUUCCUAAUAAAUUGGGCAACACUGGACAUCAUGAAAAAGACCAAAUUAGUGAAGUUAAGUACCCAAACUAAUACCAAGAGGGAACCGGUGUAUGACAAUAAUCAAGAUUGGGUUGAUACAAAACCAGUGAAUGUGAAAGACUACGCGAGACAAGAUAAAAGAGUACUUCUAUAUAAAUAUAGGAUACAAUCCGAUAGUAUCAUCAAAGAUAAGCAAGGCUAG
This is a messenger RNA of Nicotiana tabacum (common tobacco), 870 nucleotides long. Its product is annotated as DNA polymerase-like. The record is from RefSeq and is a predicted model, not a curated record. Gene Ontology annotation, molecular function: DNA-directed DNA polymerase activity; nucleotide binding; DNA binding. Gene Ontology annotation, biological process: DNA replication. Lineage: Eukaryota; Viridiplantae; Streptophyta; Magnoliopsida; Solanales; Solanaceae.